This is a messenger RNA of Carya illinoinensis, 513 nucleotides long. RefSeq lists its product as uncharacterized. The transcript has 2 exons. Lineage: Eukaryota; Viridiplantae; Streptophyta; Magnoliopsida; Fagales; Juglandaceae. The coding region runs from base 1 to 513 and encodes 170 amino acids. The record is from RefSeq and is a predicted model, not a curated record.
AUGGAACCCCAGCUCUUCAAGUGGGCAAGCAGAGAAUUCAUUACAAACGUAUCAAAGAGGCGAAAACUGGCCUCCAACCAUCCUCCCCCACUACCUCCCCCUCCUUCUCCUACCAACCAAUACACCAAUCUUGCAGACCCACAAAAUCCUUAUCGCCUUGAAACAUCUGAUAACCCAGGAACCAUAUUAGUCACUGACCUUCUCCAUGCUGAAAAUUUUUCCACCUGGUCUCGUUCACUCCAACGUGCUCUUUGUGCAAAGAACAAGAUCGGUUUUCUCAAUGGAACACUCAACCAACCUUCAGACCCGACUGACCCUCUCUUCGACCUCUGGGAUAGAUGCAACGAUAUGGUUGUAUCUUGGAUCCAAAAUUCUAUAAGCCUUCCCUUACAUUCUUCGGUGGCCUUUGUUGACAAUGCCCAUGAUAUUUGGACUGAGUUACAAGAACGUUUCUCCCCACAAAAUGGCCCCCGAAUAUAUGAACUCAAAAAAACCUUGGCUAAUCUGUCUUAG